Molecule: messenger RNA, 2461 nt
Organism: Cucumis sativus (cucumber)
Lineage: Eukaryota; Viridiplantae; Streptophyta; Magnoliopsida; Cucurbitales; Cucurbitaceae
Product: synaptotagmin-5
Exons: 12
Coding region: 373-2076 (567 amino acids)
Cellular component (GO): endoplasmic reticulum
Molecular function (GO): lipid binding
Source: RefSeq, a predicted model, not a curated record
ACCAUUUAUCCACACUGAUUUGCCUAAGAGAGAGAGAAAAAGAUCCAAACCCGACGAUUUCGUGUCGGCAACACGGUUUCAUCGGCUACCGGAAUAGCGACACUCGGAAAAAGUAAACUUAAAUUUGCAAUUCAGCCGUCCAAUUUCAGCUCGAUUUCAUCGAACACGGCUAAAAUGCUAGAACAUUUAUCUUCCCUCUCGCACUAAUCUUCCCAGCUCUUCAAUUCUCUCCUAAUUUCCCUCUUCCCAUCUGUAAUUUAUGUGUACUUUUCUGGGUUCUUGCUUCUUUGUCUUCCUUCUCCCCCAAUUUCUUUAAACCCCAUAAAGAAAUUUGUCUCAAAAUCCACUGAAACUCGCUCAGAGUAAGCUCAAAUGGCUUUUGUGCUGGGUCUCGUGCUAGGUUUGUUUGUGGGGCUUGGUCUUGUCGUCGGUUUUGUGAAGUCCGAGAAUGCCCGGUCGAAGCGUCGGGCCGAUCUUGCUGCUACAAUCGCUGCUUUUGCUAGAAUGACAGUGGAAGACUCUAGAAAGCUCUUGCCCCCUCAGUACUAUCCCUCUUGGGUCGUCUUUUCCCAGAGACAAAAGCUGACUUGGUUGAAUCAGCAUCUUACCAAGAUUUGGCCAUAUGUUAAUGAGGCAGCUUCUGAUCUGAUAAAAGCUUCUGUAGAGCCUGUUCUUGAACAAUACAGGCCUAUCAUAUUGUCAUCACUCAAGUUUUCCAGAUUCACACUUGGCACUGUCGCUCCACAAUUAACAGGGAUAUCUAUAAUAGAAGAUGGAGGAACUGAUGGAAUAACCAUGGAGUUUGAAAUGCAGUGGGAUGGUAAUCAAAGUAUAAUCCUUGAUAUAAAGACUAGAUUGGGUGUUGCACUACCAGUGCAGGUAAAAAACCUUGGAUUCACAGGCGUUUUCAGGUUGAUAUUCAAGCCUUUGGUUGACGAAUUUCCAUGCUUUGGUGCUGUUUGUUUUUCUUUGCGACAGAAGAAAAAGUUGGACUUCACGCUCAAAGUUAUUGGUGGGGACAUAUCAGCAAUACCUGGGCUUUACAGUGCACUUGAGGGAACAAUUCGAGAUGCUGUUGAAGAUUCUAUUACAUGGCCUGUUAGGAAAGUUAUCCCUAUAAUACCUGGAGAUUACAGUGACCUGGAACUGAAGCCUGUUGGGAUACUGGAGGUGAAACUUGUGCAGGCAAAAGAAUUAACAAAUAAAGAUGUGAUUGGGAAAUCAGAUCCCUAUGCUGAAUUGUACAUACGGCCUCUCCGUGAUCGGAUGAAAACCAGCAAAAUAAUUAACAAUGACUUGAAUCCAGUUUGGAAUGAACACUUUGAGUUCGUUGUUGAAGAUGAGUCCACACAACAUUUGGUUGUGAAGGUUUAUGAUGAUGAAGGACUUCAGGCUUCUGAGCUUAUAGGAUGUGCUCAGAUUCAGUUAAGCGAACUUCAACCCGGUAAGGUGAAGGAUGUGUGGUUGAAGCUGGUUAAAGAUCUGGAGGUUAUCAGAGAUAAUAAAAACAGGGGGCAGGUGCACUUGGAGCUCCUUUACUGUCCUUUCGGUAUGGAAAAUGGCUUUACAAAUCCAUUUGCCUCUGAUUUUAGAAUGACUUCCUUGGAGAGCGUACUAAAGAAUCGGGCAAAUGGAACGGAAGCUACCGAAAGCGAACAAGCUGUCACACAGAAGAGGAAAGAGGUUAUUAUUAGAGGAGUACUUUCUGUCACAGUAAUAUCUGCAGAAGACUUGCCUGCAACAGAUCUUGUUGGAAAGUCUGACCCAUAUGUUGUACUCACCAUGAAAAAAUCAGGAAUGAAGAACAAAACAAGGGUUGUGAACGAGAGCUUAAAUCCCAUAUGGAAUCAAACUUUUGACUUUGUUGUUGAAGAUGGAUUGCAUGAUAUGCUUAUUGUUGAAGUUUGGGAUCAUGACACUUUUGGAAAGGAUUAUAUGGGAAGAUGCAUUUUGACACUUACAAGAGUAAUAUUAGAAGGGGAAUACAAGGAAUCAUUUGAACUCGACGGAGCCAAGUCGGGGAGGUUAAAUUUACACCUCAAGUGGAUGCCCCAACCAAUCUACCGUGAUACCUAAACAAUUUUCAGAAGUGUAAACCAGUAAGUUGGAGGUUGUACAACACCUACUUCUCUAAGCAGAUGAGAUGAAUAAUGAAGUCUCACAUCUUUUAUCUGUGAGAGAAACGACCUGAAGAUUGUAUAUAUAAUUGUUCCAUAUCACUUUGGCACUAUGCACAGACCACUCAAUUAUGAAGAGAGGAAUUUUACAAGCAGAGCAAAUGAAGGAGAUGCCCUUUACUUUCAAUUCCUUAAAAGUGUUAAUUUUUCUUUUUUUUGAGAGAGAAUAUGAAAGAAAGCCUUUCUGGCUGCAAAUUCUGACACGUUUAUAUAUGUAUUUAUUAUAUUUCUCUUAGUUAAAAUAUCUCAUUCUUUAUGAAUCUAUGUUUCAAUUUUACCGACCA